Messenger RNA from [Candida] anglica, 1612 nucleotides. Lineage: Eukaryota; Fungi; Ascomycota; Pichiomycetes; Serinales; Debaryomycetaceae. The record is from the annotation of a GenBank genome assembly.
GAAAAAAAAAAAAAAAAUUGGAAUUUAAAAGACAACACAUCAUUCGAGUGUUGCAAAAACAGUAAUAAAUUUUUUUUUUGUUGGAUCAGUGUUCCCAAAAUAAUUCAACUGACCAACAAGCAACACUGACAUAGGGAUACAUAUUUUUAUUUUUAUUUCUGGCGCUUUCCCGGCUUCCAUGAGUUCAUAGCAAUAAAAGAGUAGAUAUUAGAAAGAAUAGACAUUUAGAUAGAACCCGUUAUGAUUGCUAGAAGAUGGAUUUCAAGCUCUUUCCCAAGACUCGAAAGUGUUCAGUCGUCUCAGACUCAACUGUACUUGAACACGAUCUUGUCAAAGAUUUCCAAAAAAGACACCACCAAAAUUGAUGUUGCUUCAAAGGGAAGUGUCCCAAGUUCAAAGGAUUCAUCUACUCCGACAGCCCCAGUUUAUAAAAGAUCAACCCAUCCAACUUCAGUGCCCUUAAACAAAUUAUUUUCGCUGAAUUUCCCGUAUUCGGUAACGGACUCAGUCAAUGAUUAUUCCUAUCGAGAGAAUCCAUUAGCUUUCCAACAUGAUCUCUUGUCAUUAUUACCAUUUUAUCCCGAGCCAGAUAUGGCUACUGGGAGAUCCAGUAAAGUGUUCAAAGUGAUGUUGGAAGAUGGAGUCGAAGAUGGUAAUUUUAUCAAUGAAUUUUGCAUUUAUCCCGAGGGGAAAUCUGAAGCGGACCCACCAUCUUCAAUGAACCAUUUGAUCAUGGUCCAUGGGUAUGGAGGUGGGUUGGGGUUCUUUCUCAAGAACUUUGAUGAAAUCUCUCUCAAAUCUGAUAAUUGGUGUAUUCAUGCGAUAGAUCUUCUUGGAUAUGGAUGUUCACUGAGACCUCCAUUUGAACUUGAAGAAGAAACUUUGGACCAUGUAGAAGAUUGGUUCCAUAACUCUUACCAAACAUGGUUAAGGAAAAGAGGAUUAGACCAAGUGCCUCGAGAACAAAUAUUAGUUAUGGCUCAUUCCAUGGGUGCUUAUUUGAUGACAACCUAUGGGAUCCGUAAAGAUCCUAAAUUUUGUGAAAAGCUUCUAAUGAUAUCUCCAGGAGCGGUGAUCAAACAUCGGGUUGAAGUCAAUGUACCAACGUAUUUCGCCAAACUUUGGGAACGAAACAUAUCACCGUUUGUAUUGGUGAGAAAGGCAGGUCCAUUAGGAUCGAAAGUUGUCUCACUUUGGUCAUCACGUAGAUUUGCCAAGCUUCCAGAAGAAGAAGCACUUAGACUCCACAAGUAUGCGUAUGGAAUCUUCCAAUCUCCGGGCUCGGGGGAGUAUAUGUUGAAUUAUCUCCUUGCACCAGGAGCGGAUGCUAGACAUCCCCUUGUGGACCGAGGGAUGGAUAAACUUCGAUGCAACUUUUUAUGGUGUUACGGGAAAGAAGAUUGGAUGGAUAUCCAAGGAGGACAGGAAUGUUCAGAGAUCAUCCGGAAAUCAGGGUAUAACAGUGAAGUUAUGGAGAUUGAAGACUCGGGACACCAUGUUUAUUUGGACAACAUCUCAGCAUUCAAUGAGUUAAUGAUCAAGGAAAUGGGUAAGUUUGACAAAGUAGAACAAAAAUAAUUAAUAGGUAAAUAAAAUGAAAACGGUAGAACAA